GAGACUCUUCCUGCUUGGCUGCACUUUGCAAAAGGAAGGAAGAAUGUGGGUCAUGUAAAAUAGAAGUUUUGAAUCAGAACUGGUUGGGUCUUUGUGAAGGGCUGUCUUAAAAAACCCCUCUUCCCCAAUAUCUGCGGAUACAAGCUGCGAAAAUGAAGCAAGAAGAGGCACGUCCUCCAUUGGUCCCUGUUAAGGGGAUCCCCAUGAUAAAGUAUUUUGCAGAAAUCUAUGAUGAAGUGGAAAGAUUUGAAGCACAUCCAGAUGAUCUACUGAUCUCUACAUAUCCCAAGUCUGGGACCACCUGGGUCAGUGAGAUAAUAGACAUGAUCUACAAAGAAGGCAGUCUGGAAAAAUGCAAAGUUCAGCCCAUCUACAUGCGAGUCCCUUUCCUGGAAUUUGCUGUACCUGAUGUCCCUACAGGCAUUAAACUGCUUAAGGAAGUACCCCGUCCAUGUCUAAUUAAAACCCACCUUCCUGUCCAAAUGCUCCCCAAAUCCUUCUUGGAAAAGAACUGCAAGGUUAUCUAUGUGGCCAGAAAUGCCAAAGAUGUGGCUGUCUCAUACUAUUACUUCUACCAAAUGGCAAAAGUACACCCAGAGCCUGGAACAUGGGAAGAAUUUCUGGAGAAGUUUAUGGAUGGAAGUGCUAAGAAAGCAAAUAAUGGGGGUGACUGGGUACUAUUUUGGGGGAAGACGGCCUUGUAG
Molecule: messenger RNA, 704 nt
Organism: Notechis scutatus (mainland tiger snake)
Lineage: Eukaryota; Metazoa; Chordata; Lepidosauria; Squamata; Elapidae
Source: RefSeq, a predicted model, not a curated record